Castor canadensis (American beaver) is the source of this 1375-nucleotide messenger RNA. It is a transcript of the gene Creld2, whose product is annotated as cysteine rich with EGF like domains 2. NCBI's taxonomy places the organism in Eukaryota, Metazoa, Chordata, Mammalia, Rodentia, Castoridae. Gene Ontology annotation, molecular function: calcium ion binding. The record is from RefSeq and is a predicted model, not a curated record.
GCGCGCUGGCCGGGUGGGCGGAGGCCGAGCGCUCCGCCGCAGUUCGCCGCGCGUCGCCUGCCGGCCCGCCAUGCGCCCGCCGCCUCGCGCCGCUCUCGGGCUGCUGCUGCUGCUGCUGCUGCUGCCGCCUGACGCCGCCCGGAAGCCGAUUCCCUGCCAGCGGUGCCGGGAGCUGGUGGACAAGUUCAACAAGGGGAUGGCCAACACGGCCAAGAAGAACUUCGGCGGUGGCAACACGGCCUGGGAGGAGAAGACGCUGUCCAAGUACGAGUUCAGCGAGGUUCGACUCCUGGAGAUCCUGGAGGGCCUGUGCGAGAGCAGCGACUUUGAGUGCAACCAGAUGGUGGAGCAGCAUGAGGAGCGGCUGGAGGCCUGGUGGCUGAAGCUGAAGAAAGAGCACCCUGACCUAUUUGAGUGGUUCUGUGUGCAGACGCUGAAAAUGUGCUGCUCUCCGGGUACCUAUGGGCCAGACUGCACUGCAUGCCCAGGAGGGUCCGAGAGGCCCUGCAGCGGGAAUGGCCAUUGUAAUGGAGAUGGCAGCAGACAAGGAGAUGGGUCUUGCCAGUGCCACGCUGGAUACAAGGGGCCACUGUGCCUGGACUGCAUGGAUGGCUACUUCAGCUUCCUGAGGAACGAGAUCCAAAGCGUAUGCAGAGCCUGUGAUGAGUCCUGCAAGCUGUGCUCAGGCCCGACCAACAGAGACUGCCAUGAGUGUGAAGUGGGUUGGACGCGCGUGGAGGACUCCUGUGUAGAUGUGGAUGAGUGUGCAGCAGAGAUGCCUCCCUGCAGCGACAUGCAGUACUGUGAGAACAUCAAUGGCUCAUACACGUGUGAAGAAUGUGAUUCCACCUGUGUGGGCUGCAUAGGAAAAGGCCCAGCCAAAUGUAAAGAAUGUGUCACUGGCUACACAAAGGAGAGUGGACAGUGUACAGAUGUAGACGAAUGCUCACUAUCAGAAAAAGCAUGUAGGAGGAAAAACGAAAACUGCUACAAUACUCCAGGGAGUUUUGUGUGUGUGUGUCCUGAUGGCUUUGAAGAAACAGAGGACGCUUGUGUGCCAGCAGCUGAGAGCGAAGUCGCAGAGGAAAACCCCACUCCACCGUCCUCCCACGAGGAUUUGUGAUGUGCACCUGGCGUCAGAAGCUGGACUCGCCCUUUAAGUUAUUCACAUGAUGUCCCAUAGGAAAUGCAGCCAGUGGAUGGUGACCCCAUUUCUCAGGUGGGCGUGGAGGGAGAAGCUGCCUGCUGUGGAGAAGUUGAUAACUAUUUGGCCCUUAUAAAAGCUGCAUUUCUUGGUUGUUAAACAGAUUCGUAUAUUUUGAUACUGUUCUUUAUAAUAAAAUCGACCGAUGAAGGUAGUCAGGAACAGGAUGUA